AUGACGAAGUGGAAAGAUGGUACCGCACGGGGUGAAAAGUGCUGCACUUCUCUUUUCACUGUCAAAGGACUUAUCAAGUUUACUAUUUCAAUGGAACUGGUAGCGGCUAGCAGCGAAGUUCCACUCCAGCUAGGGAUGGAGAACCUAGAGAAUCAAUGUGUGGGAAUUUCCCGGUACGUGAGCUUGAUAAAGCACUGUGCGCAAUCCAAAUCCCUAGCAGAAGGCAAGUGCAUCCAUCAACAAGUGAGAACAUUGGAUCUUGAGGGAAACUUGUCCAUUGGCAGCAGUCUUUUGAAAAUGUAUCUUCAGUGUGGGAGUUUGGAUGGUGCUCGAGUAGCAUUUACCAGGAUGGAUCUAACUGAACCAGAGAGCUGGAAUGCGGCAAUCGCAGCUUUUGCCCAAGAGGGGCAUUACUCAGAAGCUAUGAAAGUCUUUGAGAGAAUGAAGGAGCUGGGAUCUGUGGCUCCAAACAGCAUCACCAUCGUUACUGUUCUCAAUGUUCUCAAGCUUCUUCCUCUGGAUUUUAAGUCGCUGGCCAUUGCCCGGGAGAUCCACACGACAAUCCUUGCGAAAAAGAAGGAGAUGGAUGCUUGUGUGGCGACUUCGCUCAUGAGCUUGUACGGGAGAUUUGGCUGUUUGCCGGAGGCCGAGUCAAUCUUCCAGAGUUUGGGUUUUAAAGAUCGUGUCUCUUGGAGCGUGAUGAUCUCAGCAUAUGCUCAUAAUGGUCGCAAGGAUUUGGCGCUGGGAUUCUUCCGAGAGAUGCAGUUUGAGGGGAUGAAGCCAAACCAGAUUGUUUUCGUGAAUGUUCUCAAUGCUUUGGGUUCUCCAGGGGAUCUUCUAGAUGGCGAGAGGAUUCACUCGUUGGUGAUUCAAGCGGGAAUGCAAAACAAGGUGAUCCUUGCCACAGCGCUGAUCACCAUGUAUGGAAGAUGUGGAUCUCCAGCAGCAUCAAUCCGUGUGUUCAGAAGAACAAAUCCCAAAGACUUGAUCUUGUGGAACUCCAUGAUCGGGGCCUAUGCUCACAACGGGGAGUUUGAGAAAUCCAUGAGAAUCUUCCACCAGCUUCUCAAAGCUGCUCCAAACCGGGUCACCUUUCUCACACUCCUGGGAGGACUUGGCACGUCCAACGAAAACGCCCGCCAUGCAAAGGUGGUGGAGCGCGAGAUUACGUCCCGCGGGCUGGGUACGGACGCCGUGGUGGCAACCGCGCUGGUGAGCGCGUACGGCAAGUGUGGCCACGCCGGUGAGGCGCGCAGAAUAUUCGACGGCAUCGAGCCCAGGAAUGUGGUCUCCUGGAACUCCAUGAUCUCGGCCUACGCCCACAGCCAUCGGCAUGAGCUCGCGCUAGAUCUCUACCAUCGGAUGCUCCACGAGGGCGUGAAUCCAACGGUGGUCACGUUCGUGGCGGCGCUGGGCGCUUGCUCGGAGCUUGCCGACGUGGCGGAGGGCGGGAAGAUUAUCUCCUGCGUGACCGAUUCCGGGUUCGAGCUCGACCACGUCCUCGGUACGGCUGUGGUGGACAUGUACGGCAAGUGUGGAAACUUACGUCGAGCUCGCGAGAUCUUCGAUGGGAUGAAGAAGAAAGACGUGGUUGUGUGGAGCGCUCUCGCGGCCGCUUACUCCCACCACGGGACCGAUCGAUCGCAGCUCCACACUGCUCUCAAAGUCUUCCACUGGAUGCAGCAAGAGGGCGUUCGUCCUGGCAGCGUAGCGUUUCUCGGAGUUCUCUCGGCGUGUAGAAACGCCGGGCUUGUGGAUCAAGGCUGCGCGUACUUCUCGUCGAUCACUUCCGACCAUGGACUGGAAGUUACCAGCGAGCAGCUUGGGUGUGUGGUGGAUCUUCUGGGACGAGCUGGAUGGCUGGCGGAGGCGGAGGCGUUGGCGGCGAGGAUGGCUGGGGGAGGAGAUAGCUGCGCUUGGAUGAUGCUGCUGGGAGCGUGCAGGGAUGGCCGGGAUGUGGAGAGAGCGAAACGGGCAGCCGAGAGAGAGCGUGAGAAGAAUGAUGGAGGAGAGGGGGAUUCAUAUUAG
Molecule: messenger RNA, 2028 nt
Organism: Selaginella moellendorffii
Lineage: Eukaryota; Viridiplantae; Streptophyta; Lycopodiopsida; Selaginellales; Selaginellaceae
Product: pentatricopeptide repeat-containing protein At5g27110
Exons: 3
Coding region: 1-2028 (675 amino acids)
Biological process (GO): RNA modification
Cellular component (GO): intracellular membrane-bounded organelle
Molecular function (GO): protein binding; RNA binding
Source: RefSeq, a predicted model, not a curated record